GUCCAACAGCUUAACCCACUGUCAUCGGGGUACUACAAACCAAACCAAGCGGCAGGACGCAGGCAAGGCAACCACCACACCCCUUCCCCAGUUGUUCCAAAGCACGCCGAGAUCUGCGAUUCCGUUGCAAAACAUCGCUAUGGCUUCCGCACCGACGCCGCCGCCCCUCCUCCCUGUGACUAAUCCCACGGCCGCGGGGUCGGCAGCCGCCAGCGGCGGCGGGGGCGGGGGCGGCUCUGACGCGCCGAUCGCCACGCCGGCGUUCCGGCUCUUCCUGGGCCGGAUCUCCGACACGGCGCGGCGCUCGCUGUCCGACCGGCGCCCGUGGGGCGAGAUGGUCGACCGCUCGGCGUUCUCGCGCCCCGACUCAGUCUCCGACGCCACCUCCCGCCUGCGCCGCAACCUCACCUACUUCCGCGUCAACUACACCGCCAUCGUGGCCUUCGCGCUCGCGGCGUCGCUCCUGGCGCACCCCUUCUCGCUCAUCAUCCUCCUCGGCGUCCUCUCCGCGUGGUGCUUCCUCUACCUCUUCCGCGCCUCCGACCAGCCCGUGACGCUCUUCGGCCGCACCUUCUCCGACCGCGAGACGCUGCUGGGGCUCGUCGGCGCGUCCUUCGUGGCCUUCUUCUUCACGUCCGUCGCGUCGCUCAUCAUCUCCGGGAUGCUCGUCGGCGCCGGCAUCGUGGCCGCGCACGGCGCGUUCCGCAUGCCCGAGGACCUCUUCCUCGACGACACCGACGCGGCCAGCGGCAACAGCGCCGCCCAGGGUCUGCUAUCCUUCCUCGGGGCACCCGGAUCUAGGGUUUGAAGCGGCGGGCGACAAGAUCUGGUAGGCUUCUUGGGCUCUGAGAAGUUGUCUUAAACUGGAGUUACUCUGGAUCUGAUCUUGUUGUACCUGUCGCCUAUUUCUACUCCAGUUCAUCGUUCUGUAGUUACAGAUCUAUUGGUUUAUUGUUGAUCAUGAGUGAUGCGUCGACUUUUGCUAAGAUCUGCGCAAUUAUCUCCUGUAAGUUUCACGAUGUGAUGAGGUUUAGUGUUCGAGGCUUACUUUUUAUAAACGUAUAUGAUGUGGAACUAUCGGAUAUACAGUUGGUAUGUUGUCGAGGAUAAUCAAACAAAGUACUGCAAUUCUCCCGUUGUAUCUUUUGUUUUCUUAAUUUGCUUUCAUUUGUGAUGAUCUAUACGUGAAUGCUUUGAGUAAUUUUUGUGGAGAUCAGUGGGUACUGGCAGUUUCGUGUAAA
Brachypodium distachyon (stiff brome) is the source of this 1241-nucleotide messenger RNA. Its product is annotated as PRA1 family protein B2. Gene Ontology annotation, cellular component: Golgi apparatus; endoplasmic reticulum. The record is from RefSeq and is a predicted model, not a curated record. Gene Ontology annotation, biological process: vesicle-mediated transport. Bases 140 to 808 code for a protein of 222 amino acids. The transcript has a single exon. NCBI's taxonomy places the organism in Eukaryota, Viridiplantae, Streptophyta, Magnoliopsida, Poales, Poaceae.